GCGGGGCUGCCGCCUGGUCCCUCUGUCGCCAUGGUAACCGCUGAAGCUAAGCCCACGGAGCGGUAUUUUUGGAGUUAAUGGAGCCAGAAGCACAGCUAGAAUCAGACAGUUCAGAAAAGUCAUUAUUUUUCUCACAGGAGGAAGAAAAAGAAGAAUCUCAAGAAUCAAAGGAAACAGGCAUCGAGAACCCCCUAAUAAAACCUGCUCUCACAGGGGAUGUAGAAGGUUUGCAGAAGAUUUUUGAGGAUGCUGAAAAUCCUCAUCACAAACACGCCAUGCAGCUCCUCUUGGAAGAGGAUAUUGUCGGCAGAAAUUUAUUGUAUGCAGCUUGCAUGGCUGGGCAGAGUGAUGUAAUUAGAGCUUUGGCAAAAUAUGGUGUGAAUCUGAAUGAAAAAACUGCCAGAGAUGCCAGAUUGGCUCUGAGAAAAUAUAUUACAAAAGUUUCCCUAACCAUAACCGACUCAGAAAAGGGACCAGGGAAGCUCCUUAAGGAAGACAAGAACACCAUUCUCAAUGCAUGCCGGGUAAAAAAUAACUGGUUGGAAACCCAUCCAGAUGCUUCCAUUAAUGAGCUGUUUGAGCAGAGGCAAAACUUGGAAGAUAUUGUGACUCCUAUCUUCACAAAAAUGGCUGCAUCCCGUCAAGGGAAAAUGCCAAACCCAUUAUAAACUAAGCCAUAGCCAGAAGAGAAGUCAAGAUUAUACUUUCUGCUGAACAUAUAUUUUAUAAAAGACCACAAUUUCUUCUAAUAUCAGUAAAGGCAAACCUAUUCAUGCCAAUUGAAGUCAAGAAAAUUGCUGUGAAACUUUAUCAAAAUGUUUAAUGAUCAGUCACCGUUGCUCAGUUUUACCUUGUUCCAAGUGCUUCUUCAGACUCUGCUCUUCCUCUGCUCUUCCUGUGCAGCCUCCCACACUCCAACAGGAAAGCACCUGGGUAUAAAUCACUCACAGAAACCACAGGGAGUCUUUGAAAACUACUUAGAGGGUGUCACAAUUUUCUGUGUCAUUGAGACAAAAAUUUCCAUUCCAAUGGAGAAUUCCAUUUAAAAAAGACAUAGUUGAAAAAAGAAAAAAAGACUUAUUUGGUUAUUUCCAGAGGAAAACACUUUUGUUCUUGCUCUCUCAAAAAGAAAUCUUAUGAAUGGCAUUCUGGAGCAAGGACAUACUAAGAAUUGUUUGAGUUAGGGUCCUCUGGUUAUAAUUAUUUUUUGCAUUGCAAUUGAAAUUCACCUGUAAAGCAGAUAUAGUCUCUGAGUAAAACCUAUAUUUAUCAUCAACUUCUUUCAAUGUUAAGUUAAUAAACACUAAUCUGUGUAGUGUUAGAUUUAGAAGUUUUCUUCUAUUCUGUAGAUUUGAUACAGAUAUUGUAACUGGUCUCCAUGACAUUUUUUCUCUCUCAUUUUUUCUCUUAAAUAUCAUACUUAGUUUCCUAUUGGUGAUUUUUUUUUUUUUUUUG
Molecule: messenger RNA, 1455 nt
Organism: Octodon degus (degu)
Lineage: Eukaryota; Metazoa; Chordata; Mammalia; Rodentia; Octodontidae
Gene: Ankrd45
Product: ankyrin repeat domain 45
Exons: 5
Coding region: 78-668 (196 amino acids)
Molecular function (GO): protein binding
Source: RefSeq, a predicted model, not a curated record